Nezara viridula (southern green stink bug) is the source of this 8380-nucleotide messenger RNA. NCBI's taxonomy places the organism in Eukaryota, Metazoa, Arthropoda, Insecta, Hemiptera, Pentatomidae. The record is from the annotation of a GenBank genome assembly.
AUGGUUCCUCCAUACACUCCACUAUGCAGAUCUUUACAAGCACAUGUAACUUCUAUAAAAAAGUAGCAUAAUCCUCUUAACCCAUAGGUCAAACAAGGUUUGUCUUUUCCAAGCCAAUAAUUAUCAGAUAUGCACACAUAAUCGACAUUUUGAAAAAAUGAUUCUUUCCUUUGUUUUAACAGAUCUUCAAGCCCUUCACUUCCACUCUCUUCCAUUGCUUCAAAAACAAACUUUAAAACAAAAAAAUAAGUAAGUGUACAUAAUUACGCAUAGUAUAAUAUAAAACUUCUAUUUUAAGAAUAAAAUACCUUUAAAUUGACAGGAAUUGGCAAUUCCUGUUUUUGAUAAGCUUGGAUAGCAUUUAACCAGCAGAGGACUGGGCCUUUGUCAUCGGAUGCACCUCUACCAUAUAAUUUACCAUCUAUCUCAGUUAGAUUAAAAGGUUCUGUAUGCCAACCAUCUUCUUGAGCUGCAGGUUGAACAUCUAUAUGUCCAUAAAUACAUACAGUAGGUUUAGAUGGAUCAUUUCCAAGCGACCCAAGAAUGACAGGAGGCAAACGUAGUGGUCUUCCGUCAGGUAAAGUCUAUGUAGUGAAUCAUUGAGAAUUAGGCAAAAGCUUAAAUUGGAUUAAAAAGCUACAGAUUCAAUUUACCUGUGUUCCCACAUCACAUUCCUCUGCUUCAACACCAAGUGCCUUUAGCUUACAAUGUAGCCAUUUCACCAUAGUAAUACAAUCAUCUCUUAAAUGAGGAGAACAAGAUACGGAUUUUAUUGCAACAGCUUCCUUUAAUAGUUCAAUAUAAUUUAGCACAUGGUCAUCUACAUACCUAGAAAUAAAUUAAUUAAUAGGUUAAAUUUAAUAUUUAAAAAAUUAAGUCUCGACAACUUACUUGAAAAUAAGACUUAAAGUUCUUGAUUCUGGGAGUGCCAUGGCUCUAAAAGUGAAUCUUGUCAAUGCCAGAUUCUACUAAUAUUAGCUUUCCUUUAGAUAUCUUUCUUCUAAGAAAAUAAAUAACACCAACAGUAGAUAAGAUAAAAGAUGCUUAAUCAAUUGGUUGAGUUGUCAAGGAACUGAAGUAGUCAGAAAUUUUGAUCGACAAAUCGAGCUGAAACGGGCUAGUUCAUUAUAUUUUACAAUUUUCACAGGUAACAGUCAAAUUUGUAUUAUAUAGGAGCAACUAGGUUCAAAAAUUAUUAUUUUUUUAAAUUCAAAAUAGCAACCUACAAGUAAUGAAACGUUCAUUCACUAACUACUGCCUCUAUAAUAAAGAUAUACAAUCAUGGUGGGAAGUUCCGAGUAUUGCUCACUUUUGUUCCUUGUUUCGUGUAGCAUUUAAUCUUUUGGAUUUUGAUAUUGAGGAAUUGGAAGAGGCCUUGCUUACCGAUGGCACUGAGUUUAAUGGGAAUUCCUUAUUGCAAGAUCUCAUUGUCCGUCUUUUAUGUGGUUGUCUUGGUCAUAAUGGAAUAUCUACAUUUAACUAUCAAAUGUUUUUACGAAGACUUUUUCGUACUAAGUGUAAGGAGCAAGGCAGAGAAAAUCCAUUCAAUACAGAUAUAGAUUUUCAGUUUUUACCUUUGCGUACAAAAGUUGAGAUUCUUCAUGCCCUUUGUGACUUCAGAUUGGAUGCAGAUGAUGUCAUUGAUGUACUUAAGAAUUUAGAUUCAGACAGUCUUCGUGUACAUCCCCUUGGUCAUGAUGAAAACAGGUCAGCCUAUUGGUACUUUUAUGGAACAAGAUUAUAUAAAGAAGAAUAUCCUAAGAAAAGGAAGAAAAAAAAGGAUCAUGAUAAGUCUAAGAAAAAACGAAAAGAAGGUUACUCUAGCUCUAGUGAAGACGAAUAUGAGAGGCGCCCCACGGGAACAUGGAGGGUAAUGUGCUAUACAGAAGCAGAUUGGAGGGAGCUCGCUCGAUCUAUGGCUGGUUCCAGCUGUCGAGAAGAGAGAGCUUUAUACACUGUUCUCUCUGAAGAUUUUCUGCCAGAAAUACCUCGACUUUUUGAAGAGAAGGAGAGGCUACAAAGGAAAAGGGCAGCUGAACAAGCACCAAGACGAGCAUCUCGCCGCCUUGCCAAGCAAGAAGAACAAACAGUAAAGCCUUCGAAAGAUGAUCGAUAUUCAGAAAGAGAGCGUGUUAAUCGAGAAAAAAUGGAACAACGUGAAAGGCAAGCUAGGAUUAUGAAUAGAUCUCAGUCAGAUUCUGAUGAGGGGUCAAGUCUUAGCGAAAGUGCUCUUGUUCCUGCUGUUGGAAGACAGACCAAUAACUCCCUCUCUUCUGCUACUGGAGAAAUUUUCAUACAACCAAAUAGACAGAAGUUCAAAACAACACAACUGAGGACACGUGAAGACCUAAUGACUGGAAUGUAUAAGAUUUUGGAUCGAGUUAAAGCGCAUAAGGAUGCAUGGCCCUUUCUUGACCCUGUAGAUGAAGAUUAUGCCCCCAAGUAUUAUUCAGUGAUUGCCAAACCAAUGGAUCUGCAAACUAUGGAAGAUAAGCUUGAUAAUGGUGAAUAUGGAUCUUUACAGCAGUUCAAGGCUGAUUUUCAAUUAAUCGUUGACAAUUGCAGACAAUAUAAUGGAUCUGAUAAUGAGUACACAGAAAUGGUGAGAAGACUCCAGGAAGCUUUUGAAGCUUCUGCUGAACGGUACUUGGAUGCUGACCACUCAAGUUCAGAUGAUGACAUGCCUCCAAUGAUUCGUCAUAAUGUUGUUAUGACCAGUGAUAGUUCCAGUUCCCAAUUAGAUAGACCUCUGAGCCGCAGUUCUUCUCACGAGAGCAGUUUAGAUAACGACAGUGACCCAAAAGAUUCAUUAAUUAAAAGGGAUUUGAAAGAACAGAGUAUUCUCAAUAGGGAUAACAAAGUAGACAAAAGUAGAUUUAGAAGAAAACAAAAACGGAAGAAGAAAAGUUCUAAAGUUUCCAGCAUUGAAGAGGACGAUUCCAGCGAGGAAGAGUUUGCUGACAAGAAACGGAUUAGCAGAAGUCAGGAUGUGAGCAGUGAUGGAUUUGAUGUAAAAACUAGCAGUAGUAGAGAUUCUAGUAAAGAUAGAUCAAAAAAUAUCAGUAAAUCAAUAAAAAAUAGAAGUAGAAACAGAUUUAGAGUAAAACGGAAAGGUGUUCAAAAAAAAGAAAUAGACAAGGAUAAGCGUAGCACUGAUGGUUCAAGUAGUGAAAUCAGUAAGUCGUGUCCUGUUGACUCCAGUCGAGAAACAAGUAAAGAAAGAAGUCGAGAUCGAGUGAGGGUCAACUACAAAGAAAGGGAAACUAGUGAAAGUGAGAUUUUCACUGAUUCCUCUGAUGAUAGCCAAUUCGAUAAUAAAUUAAAAACAAAAACUUCUCCAAAAAAACCUGUCAAACGGGCAGGUAUUAUUAAGAAUGUUGAAGCCAUCGAAGCAUUAGAAUUGGCGACUGAACAAACUCUCAAGGACAUUAAUAAGUGGUUGGAUGAUACUCCAAGGUUUUCUGACUUUUCUUCUUGUUCUAAUUCCCCUUUACAUAUGCCUUACAUAGAAGACAUGGCUAGUAUCGAAGGUGAAUAUAGAAGGAGGUUGAUGAUGGAUCGGCCAAUGCGCCCUCGAGAUAGAUUUUCUAAUGAUCUUCAUAGGAGGCGUAUGUUUAAAGAACAAAUGGGUUUGAAAAGGAGGAGAGAAAUACAGAGGACAAUUGAUAGACUGCAACCAGGAAAGAGCAAAGGAAACCUGCUAUCUAAGGAAAAUCAUCUUAAUCAUCACAUUGAUGGUUCUGGUAUAGAAACUAAAAGUCAAUCUAAUGAAAAUGAUGAAAAUGCACCAAAAAUUAGUUUAGGUAAAGUUCUUCCCAGUGAUUUAUUAAGCUUUGGUAUUGGUGAGUCAGCAAAGAAGGAUUCAGAAGAUGAAUGUACAGAAGAUAAACUUGUUAUUGAAGAGCACACUGAAAAUAAAGAAGAAAAACCCAAAGUUGAGACCGAAGAUGAUGUUAAGAACUCACCUCCAAAUGAAACAGAAAAAAAAGUGACUGCAGAUAAUGAACAAAAAAAGGAAAAGCCAACACCAAAUUUGAGUGCUUGGUUCAAAGCUUUUGGCGCACCUAAAGCUCAGCCAACUACCAAAAAGAAAGCAGAACCUGAAGAAAAGAAAGAUGAUGAGGCCGAAGAAGAUAAAAGAACUAUUGAGAUACAGUCACCUGCUCGUCGGCAGCGAAAAGCUAGCACUGGAAGCAGUGUUUCAGAAAGGUCUUCUUUCAGUAUUGAGCCAGUUGAUGGUAAUUCGCCUAGAAGGAGCCUGGAUGAACCUUAUGUUUCUCCUCAGCAAGACUUGAAAACUUAUCAUCACCCACCAAUUAAUGGAACUAUUAAAGUUGGUUUUUACCAAGAUACUUGUUUUCCAAGAGGAUCUUCCGAUAAAAGUUCUUCUCCGAGAGAUCCUACAGGUUGUUCUCCCCGAGAUGUACCCAGUGUGAGUCCUAGGAAUCCAGCAUUCAGCCCUCGUGAAUACCAAAAUGUUAGUCCUCAAACUCCUUUUUGCAGUCCUUGCAAUCCUCCUCUUAGUCCAAGUCCUAGAGAAUUUAUUGGUAGCCCUAGAGAUAUUCCUCCAAAUGCCAGUCCUAGGGAUUAUCAUAAUAGUCCCAGAGAACUUAUUACACACUCGCGGGAAUAUAGUAGUAUGAGUCCCAGAAAUACAAACAGUCCUAAAGAUCAUACUUCAAUUACUUCUUAUCCUGUACCUCAUUCAUCUCAUAAUACUCCUAUUUAUUCCCACUAUCCAUCACAUCUAUCAUAUUAUGAUACUAAUAAGCCUAUAGAGUACAGGACUUCAGAAAAAAAUAUGUCAGUUUACCCUGUGAAGAAACGAGCAUAUAAUGAAAUUGAUAAUAAUAUUUCAAAAGCAAAUGAUGUUUCUGUUUACAAAGGUGGAGGCUCAUUUACUCCUACACGAGGAGCCAUGGAACAAGAGAGGACGUUUACUCCUACCCCAGGUAGAAUGCCUGGUCCUUCUCAAGGACUUAGAGUUCCAGAUCCUACAAUGCCUAUGGGCCUUGCCCAUCCUCUCCAUUAUGAUCCAUAUGCUGAUGAAAGGCGCAUUGCUUCACCAUUUUAUGCCGGAAAUCAGCCUUCUUCUCCUCAUCCAAUUUUUUCUCAAUCUUCUACUGUUUUGUCUGCUAAUUUUAGAAGGGAGCCGACAAGUGUACAGGAGGGCUAUGACAGGCAGAACGAUUGUGAAUUGCCUGCUUAUCAUUCGUCUAGGAGCAACACUCCUACUUACCCUGGAUCACCUCAUUCUGAUCCUCAAAGAACUAAAACUCCUAUUUCUACCUUUCCUAAUAGGUCAGCCACACCAGUUCAUCAUCAAUCUCCAGAUGCUUCACCUAUUAAUUAUUCAAAUGCUAAUACAGAUGGUUCUAAUAAAGAAAUUUCAUCAUCGCCUAGAAUAUUGAAUUGUUCUGACAAUGUAAAUAAAUCAACUUCUCCUUACAAUAAAUCAGAUAAUUCUGGAAGCAAAACUAAUCCUGCAUCGCCCAUAUCUUUUGCAAGUAGUAGGUUAGGUGAAGUUCUUCCUUCAAAAGUAACAAAUGCAUACAACAGAGCCUUAUCAGAUUUACCUCAUGGGCUCAAUUAUAAUCAUGGACAAGACCUUAGUAAAAUUAGUGUUCCAUUAAGUUAUAGUAAUCAGUCUGAUCUCUUGUCCUCUAAAAUGAAUUAUAAUCACCCCAUGGCAGAUUUGAUCCAAUCUUCUGCCAGGUACAAUUAUCCAAUGUCUGAACUAAUUCAAGGAAAAACUAGUGUUUACAAUCAUCCAAUACAAGAUUUUAUGCAAGGAAAAGCAGCUUCAUAUCCCAACAUGAAUUUGAGUGGAUAUAAUAGACCUAUCAGUGAGCUAAUGCAAAGUAAAGUAAAUGAUCUCCAAGCUAGGGAAAUGGUUUUCUCACCCAGAUCUGUUCCCGCUGCUCAAAAAUCCGAAUCCUCUACAAAACCUGGUAAAAAGAGCAGGAAAAAGAAAAAUGACACAUCUUCAGGUUUUCAACAGUAUGUAGCAGGUUCUUCUGAACCUAUAGCAUUAAAAAGUAAUAAUAGUGUUCCUGGAAGUGCCUUUAAUUUUGGUCCUCCUCUUAAAGAUAGUUAUGGCCCAUUUUUAGAUGAAAUAAGGUCUUCUUUCUUUGUUUCUCAUCCUGAAGGAGGUUCAGGUAAAGGAACACCUCAUACAUCUCCUUAUUAUUUAAGCCAUGCUUCAGCCCGAACCCCGCCUACUUAUCCCCAUCCUUUUAUGAAUGCUCAAUAUCAGCAGUAUUUACAGAGGCAUCCCGAGGAACUGUUGAGGCCCAUGAUGCUUCAUCAAGGCCUCCUCCCCCCUACAGCUGGUUAUCCUCAUGCCUAUCUUGGUAUGCAUGAUUCAAUAAACCGACCUGCUUGGUUAUGAGGUCGGUUGUUUUGUUAUCGUUUAGUUAGUGGAAAUCAUAAUUUUUACAUGCCUGUCUAAGUAUAGUACAAAAUCCUAUGCAUUAAUGGUCAUCAUUCCACAUCACUAUAUCUUUAGCUAACUGUUUACAUCUGUUAUUUUGUAAAGAGUUCGUUAAAAUGAUAAAAAUGGUCUAUUUUAAUUAAUUAUGAAGUAUUCUUAUUGAUGACUGUUAUAAGAGUAUUUCAAAUGGGUAUUAAGUUGAUAAUUAUUACAAAUGCCUUAUUAUAAUCUGUAAGUAUAAGCUGAGGAAUGGGAGAACCUGUCGCAUUUUAGGUUCAUUAACCAAUACCAUUUCAUGGUGAGGAUUCGUUUAUGGUAUGUAAAUAGAAUUUAGAGCCAAAGAUAUGUCUUAUAUUUGGACCAAUAAUUGUAAAUACUUCACCAUAGCAAACUAAUACUAAUGUAUAGAGUGUUGUAUAUUUCUAUGUUUUGUUGAUUUUGUUUGUAAAUUAUUAAAGUGUAUAUAUUAUACAUAAAUAUAUUAAUAAUUUGUGUUCUAAAUAUUAUAUAUAUACAUAUAUAUAAAUAUGUACAGUAAAUUAUAUAGUUAACCGAGUGAGUAGUGCUGCAUAGAUUUUAUUUUAUUGCGUGUUUGUUAUAUCUGUAAUUUUAAAUGACUAAAGCUUUAAUAAAAUAUCAAACAAAUAAAAUUUUAUAUGUUUCAUUUUAUAACAAAGAAAUCGUUAUAGUAUUGUGAAGAAUUAAAAUCGCUCUAUGUUAUGAUUAAAAGUUAAAUUUUCUUUUAAAAAAGGAAAUAUUAAUGUUAAAAAACAUAUCAGUUAAUUAUCUUAUCUAUUUAAAAUUACUAUUGUUUUUAUUGCUCCUUCAUCGAAAACAAGUCAACAGUACAUUGAUUCUUAAUUUGUGUCAAAGAUUACUUUCAUCACCUUCACACCAGUGGAAUAUUAAAACAAUAGUAAUCAUGUGCAUUUGCAAAAAGUUUUCUAUAGAAUUAAAAGAAAAAGAGAAUCACACAUACACAUAGAGCCUUUUAGUGAUAUUCUGGGUUGUUUAACCUGGGCCUUACUUUGUUUAUAUGUAAAAAUGAAAUGAUUCUGAAGUAAUUAAGUUUUUGCCUGCUGUCCUCACAUCAUUUAAAUUUAUCAUUAAUGUUAUUUUAUGUCAUAUUGUUUAUUUUGAAAACAUUUUUAUCAGAGUUUUUUUUUUAUUGUUUCAUAAAAAAUAUAUUUUUAUUGAUAUUAUUUAAAUUAUAUUAUUUAUCCCUCAAAGGGAUUUUAGGGAGCAGAGUAAAGUAAAUUUUAGAUUUAUUUUAUUAAUUUCUUUUUAAAUUAAUGUUAAUGCACCAAGAACACCUUUUAAAUAGAAUAUUAUUUUAUCAGAAUUAUCUUACUUUUCCCUUAAUUGGUUUUCAACUUUUAAUUUGUUUAUAAUGCUCGACUCAUUACUUUUCAGUAUAUUUAAUUUUAGAAUCACUUCAUUCAUUUAUCUCAUUUCUUCAUGUAUUCUACACUUAACAGUUUAUUAAUUGUCAAUUUUUAGGUCAAUUGUAAUUUUAUUUGAAACCGUUAUUUAUUAAUCUUAAAAUUGAUAAAACUUAAAAGAACAAGACUGAAUUGUUUUUAAACACUAGGUUUUUCUUUUCUUUUUCAUUUUUAAUUUUAGUGCAAUAUUGAUAUAUUAUUUGCAAGAAAAUAUUUAUUUCUCUUUGCUUUUAUAAUUUUGCAAAUUAUUUUUUUCAGUAGUUCUUUUAUUUUGUUAUUUUUCUUAGUUUAAAGAUUUUUUAUACAGAUGCUGUUAGUAAAUACGUGUGUGUCAAUAAAUGUGUAUGGUUUAUACACACUUCACACUAAUUAUAACAUGGCUCUCCAUUGAAUCAUUAUAAAAUAAGAAAACUAUAUUUCAAUGUAUAAAGAAAAAAAAAGUUAAGUAUUACAAAAAUCAAUAAAAUUAUAUAAAUUAUUUUAAAUAUUUUUUUUUAUAUGUUCC